AUGGAUGAGGGAAAUUACAGUGCCAUUGCUGAGUUCAUUUUCUUGGGGUUCAGUAGUGAUCCAGAUUUGCAGAUCAUACUUUUUGUGGUCUUUCUGAUGAUCUACAUGAUCACUCUCUUGGGGAAUCUGGGAAUUAUAGUAUUAAUCAAGAUUGAUGCUCAGCUUCACACCUCCAUGUACUUUUUCCUCAGCAACUUAGCUUCCUUAGACGCCUGCUUUUCCUGUGUCAUUGCUCCCAGGACACUGAUCAACUUCUUGGUGGAGCGGAAAACCAUUUCCUAUGCUGGCUGUGUUGCUCAGAUGGGCUUCUUUGCUGCUCUCGGGACUACAGAGUGCUUUUUGCUGGCUGCCAUGGCCUACGACCGCUUUAUCGCCAUAUGUCACCCGCUGCAUUAUUCUGUCAUGAUGUCCCGCAGGAUAUCUGUCUCCCUUGUAGUUGGGUCUUACAUGUAUGGAUUCCUGAAUUCCGUGAUCCACACAGUUUUCACCUUUAGUUUAUCCUUUUGUGGGCAUCGUACAAUUAAUCACUAUUUCUGUGAUGUCCCACCUCUCUUAUCUAUCUCCUGUUCCAACACAUCUGCCAAUCAGAAGCUGGUUUUUGUGCAAAUCAGUCUGAAUGGCCUCAGCACAACAGGGAUCAUUGUGGUUUCCUAUGCUUACAUCCUGUUCACCAUCCUGAAGAUACGCUCUUCUGAAGGCAAACACAAAGCCUUCUCCACUUGUGCUUCACACAUCAUGGUGGUCGCCAUAUUCUAUGGCACCACCUGCUUUAUGUACUUACGGCCAAUGUCCAGCUACUCCCUGGAGAGAGAUAAAAGAACAUCAGUGUUUUACACUUUUGUGAUCCCCAUGCUGAAUCCCCUGAUCUAUAGUGUGAGGAACAAGGAAAUGAAAGAUGCCAUGAGGAAGGUAAUAGAGAGAAAACCAUGCUCUCGCUGGUAA
Molecule: messenger RNA, 942 nt
Organism: Ornithorhynchus anatinus (platypus)
Lineage: Eukaryota; Metazoa; Chordata; Mammalia; Monotremata; Ornithorhynchidae
Product: olfactory receptor 1019-like
Exons: 1
Coding region: 1-942 (313 amino acids)
Biological process (GO): sensory perception of smell; G protein-coupled receptor signaling pathway
Cellular component (GO): membrane
Molecular function (GO): olfactory receptor activity; G protein-coupled receptor activity; odorant binding
Source: RefSeq, a predicted model, not a curated record